This is a messenger RNA of Xylona heveae TC161, 4166 nucleotides long. RefSeq lists its product as hypothetical. The record is from RefSeq and is a predicted model, not a curated record. NCBI's taxonomy places the organism in Eukaryota, Fungi, Ascomycota, Xylonomycetes, Xylonales, Xylonaceae. Gene Ontology annotation, cellular component: nuclear pore transmembrane ring. The transcript is spliced from 5 exons. Gene Ontology annotation, biological process: nuclear pore organization; protein import into nucleus. Gene Ontology annotation, molecular function: structural constituent of nuclear pore. Bases 141 to 3953 code for a protein of 1270 amino acids.
ACCCCCAACCGUGAAGACAUCAAACAAAGUGUGGCACUCCGUUCUGCUCAGAGUGGGCUGAGAAUAACUCCCAAGCAUUUAUCAGCUGAUGCUCUGCCCAGACUCAUGGUCUAAUUAUUCGAUACCUACCAAUUGCGCCAAUGGAAGGCACCCCGCGCUUGCGAUCUGCCUAUCCUACUUCCCCCGUCUCUAGCUGGGGCCGUGUCAAGCCAAAUGAACCAGCUACAGCUUCGCGGGACUCUGACCACUCGGGCUCUCGUGGCACCACAUCGAAGUUGCCGGUCAUGCCGCAGACCUUGAAAUCGAGCGAGGAGGCGCACCCUCCUCUGAUACCGUUUGAAGUAAUAGAUGCUCCUUCCCAAAGGCUCUACGUGCUGGCUGCAUAUGGCGGAAUAACAGCUUGGAGGCUCUACGACUUCUGGAAGUUAAUGACGGACGAGGCGGACCCGCUUUGGCUAUUUAUGAAAUGGGUCCUCGUAGACGGCGCUUUCCUCUAUGGACUGCCUGGCCUACGAAUACCAUGGCUUGAGUGGUCAUUCUCUACGAUUACCGUUUUGUUCAUUCUUCAUGCACUUCUCGAUGGCUUAUUAAUGUUUCGUGUACCGAUCCCGCUCCAGACUUGGCUUGCAGCUGGAGUAAAAGUACUUUACGAUAGAGAGCUAUCUAUUUCUGAGAAUAGGGUGAAACCUGCGGAUAUACUUCAUAAUGCGUCGUUGAUUUUGGGAAAACAAAUCAUCCACAUAUUACCCGAAGGUUCUGCCGUCCUAAAUCCUCAACAGCAAUCCUUCUGUCUUGGUUCUGGUAGAAACUCUGUCAGCCUUCCGAUUCGAAUCAACCAAACAACCCCCAUUUUGAUGGAACUGCUACGGUUUGACCUCGACGCGCAGCACAACGAGACAAUAAAACUUUCUGCAGGGCAGCUCAAGACCAUGAAGAGACAGGCUGAGAAGAAACGCGCGAAGAACGAUCAACACGGGUCUUUAUAUCUCGACUUUCCUGUGAAGAAAACAGGAUUAUACCGGCUUCAAAAGGUCGUAGACGAGUCAAAGCUUGAAGUGCAAAGAAGGCACUCUGACACUCUCGUCGUGACAUGUCCCAAAGCUUUUGUGCGACCUACCGGACUGGACAAAUGUAAAGGGCAACUCUCCGACUUUUCGCUAGAGGUUGAAGGAACGCCUCCACUGAAAAUAAAGUAUAGUCGAACGGUUAACAAAGCAGACCGAGGGUUCUCGUUCCAGAGCAUCCAGCCUGAGAAUCUCGUGUCGCCACUCAUUCGACAGAGGACAGGAGGUUUACUAGUGCCUGUCAAUAAUGUCGACGCUUCUUGGGCUCGUCCUCAUAGAAUCAGCGUUCCUCUGAAUGAGUCUCUAAGCACGAGUGGUGAAUGGCUCUAUUCAAUUGAAGAGGUACAUGAUGCUUGCGGAAACAUUGCAAAUUACACUCAAGAACGAGAAGAAUGGGAAUCUUCCACCAAGGGAACCCAUCUCGAGCAAUUGUUUCGUGUGCACGAAAAGCCAAAGGCAGCUUUGGAUGGUCGCGACCAACAACAUCCUCUUCGCGUCGCAAAGGGUGAAUCAGCUCAUUUCCCGAUCCAUCUCGUGUCCCCUUAUAGUACCACAUCGGAGUCGACUUUUACCUUUACCUAUCUCUUCACCCCUGCAGAGAAAUUGCAACCCGAUGGCGAGCAUUCCCCAGAAGCUUCGAUGCACGAGGUUCGGAUACAAAAUGGCCAGCAACUUUCUGAGAUUGAGACACCCGGACUCUAUAGCUUAAGGUCGAUCUCAAGUCAAUACUGUAGCGGCGAGGUCUUUGAACCUACGACGUUUCUGCUUCUCAAUCCGCCAGAGCCUGACUUGUCGAUUACUUCGGACAACAUUUACGAUAAAUGUGCAGGAAAUCCUAUAGGUCUCUUGGUAGAUCUAGACCUUAUAGGAACUCCGCCAUUCACUGUACUUUACGAGAUUCAACGUACAGGCGAGAAGCAAACACAAGUAAGAUUUGAAAGGAUCGAUCGUCUUCGUGGACAAAUCGAACUACGACCUCAAGAAGCUGGACAUUACACUUAUCAUUUCCGUGAGAUAAGCGACGCAGUCUACAAGGGACAGUCUUUAAGAUCAAAAAAUUUGGUGUUAGAGCAAGACGUAAAACCUCCAGCUUCUGCUCAUUUUGUCGGUGGUCCGACCAGGAAACAAGCAUGCAUUGAUGAGCCGGCUUCUUUCGAGAUCAGGCUGCAGGGCGAGAGUCCAUGGACUCUUGAUUACGAAGUUGUCCAUGGAGGAAAGAGAAGCAAGCAAAAGAUCAAAGGAAUAGAAACCGAUAAUUUCGUGAUUACAACAGACAAGCUGACCGAUGGGGGCGAUUAUUCGGUUACAUUAACUUCGGUGACCGACAAAUCUGGCUGCAAGAUUGGCUUAGCUCAGGAAGCGAAGAUUCAAGUUCGUCAUCAGAGACCGAAGGCCGCCUUCGGGCAGAUAGAGGGGAAGCGCGGAUCUCUGAUGCUUGAAGGAAAACGGAUGGGUCUUCCGAUUCGGCUGGCCGGCGAGGCACCAUGGACGAUCAAAUAUAGGAAUACCGACUCUGCCACCCCUGAAAUAUGGGAGAAAAGCCUUUCCUACAGCAAUGAUAUCAUUGACAUCACGGACCAGGGCACGUACGAAAUCCUUGACGUGAGAGACGCUAUUUGUCCAGGAUCUGUGGAUGCGAAUGCUCGAUUUUUUGAGGUAUCCUGGAUACCACGCCCUCAAGUUAACGUCACAGAAACUCCGGCCAUUGCACGUCAUGGAGACAUAUAUGUCCAGAAUGAUGUAUGCGAAGGCGAUGACGACGCCAUAGAGCUCCUUUUGCAAGGGACGCCGCCAUAUCAUGUAAAGUAUGAUCAGAGAUUGACUCCCCAACAUGGUCCAGCGUCUUUGACAUCUCGAGACUUUACCGCGGGCCUUGGUGUAGCCUCUAUCCGGAUGGAAACCAUGCAGCCUGGCAUUUAUGAGUACAAAUUCAAUGAGCUCAGCGACUACCUCUACGACCACGACCCCAAAAAGUAUCAGCCUCUGAUCGUUCGACAAAAGGUUCUGGAGAAGCCGUCUGCCAAGUUUACAAACCCCGGCAAAACGUAUAAAUUCUGCAAGGAGGCAGAAUUUGGCGACGAUAUAAUUCCGAUAACAUUUAGCGGCGCUGCUCCUUUCAGCGCAGAAAUCCGGAUUAAACAUCAUAGUAAUCCAAAGCCUGAGAUCAUCAACAUUGCGAACAUCAAUUCCAACCAUUACGAGUUCAGAAUACCACACCGCUUGCUGGCGCUGGGGAACCACGUCGUUACGGUCCAUAAGGUGCGAGACUCACGUGGUUGCCAGCGUAUCACGGAGCAGGAUGCUCCCUACGUCCAGGUUAUAGUGGCGGAUGUGCCUUCCAUUUCUCCGUUGGACUCGCAAGCAGACUUCUGUGUCGGUGAACGCAUUUCCUACACCCUUUCGGGAACACCUCCUUUCGGAAUCUUCUACAAUUUUGAAGGGCUGGAUCGAAAAGCGACAUCUGGCUCGACUACAUUCCGCCGCAUUGCAGAAAAGCCCGGCAAUUUUACAAUCUAUGCCGUCACCGAUGGAAUGCAUGAGUGCAAGGCGAAGACACAAAUUACCAGGAUGAUUCAUGGAAUGCCAAGUGUCAAGAUAUCCAAGGGUCAAGAGAGUGUGAUCGACAUACAUGAAGGUGGGGAAGCGGAGAUUAUCUUCGACUUCUGGGGCACGCCGCCGUUUGAAUUCACAUAUACCCGAAGCACAAAUGCGGUGAAGGGAAGGAAAUCGCAGGUUUUGGAGACCAAGCAUGACAUUUCAUAUGAACACACGAAAGUUAUUCGCGCGUCAGAGGAAGGAACAUACGAGGUCAUUGCUAUAAAGGACAGAUUCUGCGCCUUCUCUACCCAGAGAGCAGAGGGUAGAACUGGGCAGAAAUUACUUCAGUGAUUAUCGUAAUCUCCACAUGGGGGUUGUGAAUCGGUGUAGCGGAAUAUUAAUACAUCUCUCGCGUUAGAAAGGAUGCUUUUGUGGAAAAGUUCAUGCAUUUCAUUUUAGGCUGGAGUUUAAUUAUAGCAUCUCAAUAGAUUCGAUUUUCGUGAUUGAAAAGCUCUGGUUAUCAACAGCGCCUGGCUUCGAUAUCCAAUAUUAGCUCGCCACCUA